CUUCGAAGACCCUAAUUAAUUUCCUGUUAAAUCUUGAAGAUCAUUAUUUGAAAGUGCCCUACCAUAAUAGUAGCCAUGCGGCUGAUGUUACUCAAUCAGUGCACGUACUACUUUUAAUGCCAGCGCUAGAGUCUGUGUUUUCUGAUUUGGAAGUGUUGGCUAUUCUCUUUUCUGCUGCCAUUCAUGAUGUUGAUCACCCUGGAGUCACUAAUCAAUAUCUCAUUAAUUCGAGUUCUGAACUUGCCGUUAUGUAUAAUGAUGAAUCGGUGUUGGAAAAUCAUUCCUUAGCGGUGGCCUUCAAACUUCUUCAAGACGAGAACUGCAACAUUUUCUCAAGUCUGAAUAAAAAACAAAUGCUGAGUCUCCGUAAAAUGGCCAUUGAUAUGGUUUUGGCAACAGACAUGUCAAAACACAUGAAUUUAUUGGCUGAUUUGAAGACGAUGGUUGAAACAAAGAAAGUCGCUGGUUCUGGAAUGGUCCUUCUGGACAACUAUACGGAAAGAAUACAGGUUUUACAAAACAUGGUUCAUUGUGCGGAUCUAAGUAAUCCUACGAAGCCAUUAGAAAUCUAUAAGCGUUGGGUUGACCUUAUAAUGGAAGAAUUUUUCCAGCAAGGUGACAAAGAAAGAAAUCAAGGAAUGGAUAUCAGUCCUAUGUGUGAUAGGCACACAGCCACGAUUGAAAAAUCACAGGUCGGUUUCAUAGAUUAUAUCGUUCAUCCGCUUUGGGAAACUUGGGGUGAUCUUGUACAUCCAGAUGCCCAGGACAUAUUGGAUACACUUGAAGAGAAUAGGGACUGGUACCAAAACAUGAUUCCCAUCAGUCCAUCAAGCAGUCGCCAGAAUGUAUCGGAAGAUUCUCCUCCAAGCUCAGGAAAAGAGCGCAUCAAGUUCCAGGUGACGUUGGAAGAACCAGAGUUGGAAGAUUUUGAAGAGGAGUCUGGAGAAUUGCUAUAAAGUCGUCCAACGCUGGAAUAAGUUCUCCACUCUUACCUCUGGAAAGAAGAUCACUUCUUCAAACUGGAGAAGACCCGUCCCGAGGACAGAUCAUUUUUUUAACAAAGUAUUCAAUUUACUUAUUGUAUUCUGUCAAUGGAAAUGGGAGAAGCUUGACUACAAAUGAAACAUAAGCUUCCUAUACCACGGUGAGGAAAAUUAUUAAGUCGACGAUUAUUGUUAUUACUAUUUUAUCAUUUUUUCAAUUAUAUGUCGUACAGUACCUGUUGGAAUUCAGCUCAAAAGGUUCUUCUUUGGACAUUCAUCAAAAUUUAGAAAAGAUGAGACUGAAUGCAAAGCAGUAACGUACGACAAACAAUUUUCAGCAGCUAACAGUGAUGAUCUCAAAAGGACAGUAAGCUGCAACAAGUGACUAAAUGUGAAAUCGAUUUCAUCUUUGCUCUUUAUUCUUCUUUUAUCAUUCAACCAGUAUGAGCACAUUUUGCUGCAUGUUGAUGGGCUAAUUAGGUUAUAAAGCUGUAUUUCUAGAAUACCUGACAGCAACUUUUGUGCAAGUUUCCAUUUACGGUUUUAAGCCGAAGAAGCCUUUUUUUUCCGAUUGUUAUAUAAUUAUAUAAUUGAACGUGUGGAGGCUUGUAGUUUAAGAUAACCCUGCACGAUGGUUUUCCUGCAAUAUCUCUUUCAAAGAAUAAUCAUAUUCCAGCCAAUUUAUAACUUUCAAUUUGCUCCUUAAUCUAGUUUUUUUUCUAGGUCUGAAUUCUUGUCAUGUUUUUGCCGUCCAUAAAUUGAUUUAUUGAAAACAAAUUAAGCAACCCGUUCCUGAACAAAACUCUUUAAAGUGUAUCUGACAUAAUCCGAAAAAAAUUCUUUCUAUCGUUGAAUAAAAGACAUAUUUUUUUAAUAAAAAUAAAAAUUAUUUUAGUAUUUCAGGAGUGGGAAAAUUAAUUUAAGGAUGGCAAAAAUAUUUAGAGCGUUUAUCAAACGUGGUAUUAUAAAGCCUAGCUAUGUUUCAUGCUGUACAGACUAGUCAGGCGUAUAUUUUGUCACAAAUGGUUGUUCUAUGUUUUUCAAUUCACCACGUUUCUAGAAAACUAAGCAUAUCAUGGAAUUUUUGUAAGCCAAUAGAAUGUUUGUGGUCUCUAGUCAAAUAAAACUUUCUGGGCUCCAAAUACUCGCUCGCGUUAAAAAUCUCUGUACGAGAUUUCUUACCGGCUCGCGAGAGGAAGCUCUGAGAAGUUUUGAAGUUGCUUUCCAUUAAGGAUACUCUAUCAUCUGUGCAGAUUAAGAUAUUUUCCCUUCGAACUCUCAAAUAUAUUCAGAUUUUCGAGCCUGGAUUUUACUUCAUUUUUGAGUGAUAUUCUCCGUUUCGAAUCUGUUGAUUUUAUGCUAACUAAAUCGCACACGCAUGUAAGGAUCGACAGCUUUAUGGUUCGCGAUGUUCUUUCAUAUUUACCACUCAUCUGAUACUUGUGUUAGUUUUUCACGUUAGUUCGUUGUUCCAAUCAAAGUACAAGCCAAAGAAGUUGCUAUGUAUAAUAACACUAAUUGCGUGUAUAUAAAUCUUUUAUUUUAUUUUCUUUCUUUUUUCGUUUCCUUCUUCAGUGGGAAUCUUAGCACCACGCAAUGCUGUAAUCAAGAGAGAUUUAAGUCGUGGAAAGGUGCGGGCAUCCUUCGAGGCAGCAUCUGUAUAUAGACUUGUGAUAUGGAAUUUCUUGAGGUAGCUUCGGUAUAGCGAUGUUUGCGCUGCUCCACGACUAAAACGCUUCUCUUCCCUGACAAUGCCUUAGAGGAAACCCGCAUCUGUUGGCGUACAAAACACGCUUUGCUGUGCUAGACUAUUCUGUGUUAGAGAAGAGAUAGUAUUUAUUUAUCCAAGUGUUACGCUUCAUGCGAAUCUUUAGCUUUAUCUAUGUAUGCACUGUAGUUCUAGUACCAAAGGAUAAAUCGAAAUUUCUUUCCGAGAUGAGCUCUUGAUAUCAUAGAUAUUCAAUUGAAACUUCUGAAAAUUUUUACUUGAUGUUCUAUAAACAAGAUGAAUGCAUUCAUUCCGAUAAACCUAACGUUUAUAUGUGCUUUUAAAAGGCUUUUGCAGCAAUGGAAACUGAAUGUAACAAACAAACAAUUCCCCCCUCCCCCCCAAAAAAGGAAGGAAUCCUCAAUGGUAUUCUUUUUGUUCCUGAACUUCUGUAUUAACGGUUCUUGAAAUUAAUAGUCGGUCAAGGCAAACUUAUAAACAAUUUGUGAGGUCAUAAAAAUUAGCUUCAUGUCCAAGAUAUAAGUUAUUUUUAAUCAAAAUUGGAAAAUUCUUACAUUUAAAAAAUGAUUUGACUAUUUCUUUGUAACCGGGUUUAACGUAUUCAUGAAUCUUCACUGACGCAUAAAAUCUUCACUGACGUAAUGAUUAAAAACGACAGCAUAAAAUAUUUCUGUUCAUUUUCCAAAACUGUUCCCCUUGUGGGACUACAAUUUUAGAAUAAAAAUAUUUCUUUUAAAUCCUUCGUAAGGAUGGUCAUCUGAUUUUGUUUUGCGUUUUAAUCCCAGCUGACACAUUAUUCUGUAGAAUCCUAUUUUGGAUUUGAUUUCAGUGAGAAAUGUCGUUGAGUUCUGAAAUCGAUAAAACUCUAAUUUUAGAAAUAUUCCACUUUAUCAAAAUUAUACACUACAUGAAAAUAACACAAAUUCUAAGAGCGCUUUCCUAAAACUUUAAAACGUUCAUGAACUUUAGUCAGAAUGUUGUUUAUAAAUAAUUUAUCGGUACUUAACAAUUGACAUACAUCUUUAUUUUCGAGGUUUUUAGAAUAUGAAGCUUGAUAUAAAUUUGUAAGGUUUAAAAUCUUUUAUUAAAUUAAAGUAUAAAUUUUUGCUAAUUUAUGGCCUCAUUAUUUUGGCAUAAUUAAUUAGAUUCUUUUGAUUACUUAACUAAUGCAAUAUCAGUUUGUCUAUUUGGAUACAGAAACUUUGUUCCUCUUUGCUUUUCUGAAAGCAUGAAAUUAUAUUUAGUUUUCAUCAGCUGCAGGCAUUUUAUUACAUAUCUUAUUAUGCAAUGUAUGUUUUAUUUCAGAAUAAAAUGUGCGAAAAUAAUUUGUAAUGAAAUUGUAUCGGUGGUUUUGGAAAAUUUUUGCCAAAUUGCAUAGUUUAAUAUUUUAGGCAUAUGUAUAGGGCUUCUUAUAGUGAAAGUGAAUUUUUCUUCUGCAUUGUGCUGUGAAUUUUCUGUGAAAAUUUUACAAUUUGUUCUCGAGUGCCAAAUUUGGCGCUGUCGCCAAAUCUCCGCCAACGCUUCAAAUAAAAAGCUAAUAAAUGUGCUAAGUGAGUAUCUAGACGGAAUGCCGCCCGAAAACUUCAAGCAGACCCAAUUUUUAUUCAAGUUCUUUAAGCAGGUAAUACAUCUCGACGUGAUUCUUUUUGAAUUCAUUGUAAAAUAAAAAAUGCAUUUAAUUCAAGGA
Stegodyphus dumicola is the source of this 4399-nucleotide messenger RNA. RefSeq names its product 3',5'-cyclic-AMP phosphodiesterase 4C-like. Gene Ontology annotation, biological process: signal transduction. NCBI's taxonomy places the organism in Eukaryota, Metazoa, Arthropoda, Arachnida, Araneae, Eresidae. Gene Ontology annotation, molecular function: 3',5'-cyclic-nucleotide phosphodiesterase activity. The record is from RefSeq and is a predicted model, not a curated record.